AUGGGAGGCGUACAAGAUGCAAUGUCGGCGGUAGGUAGUGUCGUAUCUGGUAGCUGUGACACGAAUAUGGUCAUUGGUGUACCGAUUGAUGUGGAUGGGAACCAAGAAGCAAUCGCUUGUGCCUUAGCUUCAAGCCUGGGAUGGCUCACUAGAACCGCUCUGGCUCAGGGUCGGGAGCACGUGGAAGUGGCGGUGGAGCUAAUCUUGAAACCAGGCAGGAAGAUUUGGAUUGAGUUUCUGACUCCAAAUAAAAGUCUUUGGGUUAGCUUUCCAUUGAUGAUUCUUCCGAUUCAAUCUACCACCAACUGGAACUCUCCUGUGCUUUUGGUCAUGUUGCCCAAAAUCUCUGUUCUUUUAUCCAUUGUCAUAGAUUAUACCUCAAGCUGUAUGCUUUGGGUACCGGCUGAGAACCAGUGCAGAGCUAUGGAAUCAUUGGAGAUAAGGGAAAGACAUUGGAUUGAGAAAAAGAGAGAAGAAGAUUUACACUAA
Microthlaspi erraticum is the source of this 489-nucleotide messenger RNA. The record is from the annotation of a GenBank genome assembly. Lineage: Eukaryota; Viridiplantae; Streptophyta; Magnoliopsida; Brassicales; Brassicaceae.